AUGAAUUUGGUCGACUACUCCGACUCCGAGGGCUCUGACGGCGAGUCUGAUCCUAUCCCCCAAUCCCGCAAGAUUCGCGUUGCCUUGCCGGAGAUCAAGCCCGAGAAUCCUGCGGACGAAGAGGCCGGAGAUGGGCCCGCGCGUAAGAGGCUUCGGCUAGGAGGGUCUGGGGCGCUUUCGGGGUUCAACUCGUUUCUACCAGCCCCAAAGCGCCAGGCCGAGAAGAAUGCGCCGGUGGCAAGCACACGUAAAGUGUUUAGCCUCAAGACUGGCGCCACACCGGGAUUUAGUCGAGAAUCGGACGCAGAACUGAGACAAGAGCAGGCUCUUAAUGACUAUAGCAACGCAACCGAGGAUCAGGAUGAGGAGGAUAUUACAAUACCCAAGGCUGGCCAUCGGGGAAGCAAAUUACAGGGCAACCCGAUGAUGUUUAGGCCUCUUUCGGUCGGCCGCCAGAAGAAGAAGAAGCCUAACGCUGCUAAACCCGUUUCUUCAGCUUCCGCAGCUACGAACGCGGUGGAUAGCCAAGCAUCCUCUGGGCAGAAAGCCUCUGCGGACGUGCCUCCUUCAAUUCCUGCGCCGGCUCCUCCAAAACCCAAAGUGAGCCUAUUCUCGUUUUCUUCGGAGGACUCGGACGCUCGUUCAGCUACCGCGACCGCGACAUCAUCAAGCACAUACGAGCCCAUGAUGUACACAACCGAAGCCGAAACCGAAGCCGAAACAGACGCCGCAUCCACUGACCUAAAUGCGUCCUACGCAAACAUGCCUGCGAAAAAUGCGUAUCCAACCACGCACUCGGUUACAUCUUCUCUCGACAACAUCGCCAAUGACCUGAAUCUUUCGAAAUCUGAGCGACGACAGCUGUUUGGCCGCAAUGCUCCAUCUGCCAACUCACAAAUCCGAACUUUCAAUACCGAUCAAGAAUAUGCUUCAAACCAAGCGCUUGCACAAUCAGAGCUGGCUGGCAUUCAGCACAAUCCCGUGCGCGCUGUAGCUCAUGGGGGCAAGACUUCUCUUAAGCAGCUGGUCACUGCGGCGAGCAGCCAAAAGGAGGCACUGGAAGAAAGCUUUGCCGCGGGCCGACGAAACAAGAAAGAGGCUGGAUCGAGAUAUGGUUGGUAG
This is a messenger RNA of Penicillium chermesinum, 1122 nucleotides long. RefSeq names its product PRCC domain-containing protein. NCBI's taxonomy places the organism in Eukaryota, Fungi, Ascomycota, Eurotiomycetes, Eurotiales, Aspergillaceae. The record is from RefSeq and is a predicted model, not a curated record. The transcript is spliced from 3 exons. Gene Ontology annotation, cellular component: nucleus. The coding region runs from base 1 to 1122 and encodes 373 amino acids.